Messenger RNA from Rhopilema esculentum, 4216 nucleotides. RefSeq lists its product as uncharacterized. Gene Ontology annotation, biological process: microtubule cytoskeleton organization; neuron projection development. NCBI's taxonomy places the organism in Eukaryota, Metazoa, Cnidaria, Scyphozoa, Rhizostomeae, Rhizostomatidae. Gene Ontology annotation, cellular component: neuron projection. The record is from RefSeq and is a predicted model, not a curated record. Gene Ontology annotation, molecular function: microtubule binding.
AGGAAAUUUAACCACUUUGGAAUAUGUUACUACGAGCGAAAUGGGAUUCUUCAACCCUAGCAAUAUUAUCUCAAGGGGAAUCAAAGUUGUCAGCCCCUAUUUCAUUUACAUGGACUACAGUUAGGAAAAAGGCUGUCGAUGCCCCUGACAAAUAUUUUUUGUCAGUUAAAAUUUUUAGUUGAUCGCAGAAGUUCAUUAGAAUUGCGGAGAGUGAUUAAAAGGGUUGAUACCGAAAUUUGAACAAUGUUUUGCGAAAGAAAGCUCAUCUCUUACACAGCUGAAUCAGUGGCAAUUUCUUCUCAAAUUGUUGCGCGUUUGUACAAGAAUACCUUUCCUGUCAAGCAAGUUAUUACCAAGAGCACUAGCAUCAUGAAAAGAAACAUUUUGAAAUUCAUAGACGAAAGAAUUAGUUGUAGUAGAAAUAUCUUUCAAAAAGAGUCGUAUAAUUGAAUUUUUUUCAAGGUUCAGCACUUUGUAACAUAGAAACGUCGCUCCAUAAUUUUGAUUUGCAACGCGAAACAAGCUUAACAAUGCAGCUUAUUGAAGUCCACUUAUUAAUCGACAGGAAAAAAAAUAUAUCCAAGAUGAUUGAUUUCCAAGGAAGAUCCGGGUUGUCCUAUACAGGAAAAAUUACAGGAAAACUAUCUUGAAAAAAAUCCUUUGUAGUUUACGACCGAGAAAAAACAUCAUAUGUUUUAUUCCUUUUAGUCUAAUCUUAGAAUUUUGCUCCAGUAUAAGACACAAACUACAUGCAUUCAGCGAUGCAAUUUGCAAAACAACAUCUGUUACAUUUUUUUUAAGUCUCUGCGCAGAGCUAGCUGUUAGUACAUUUCAUCAUAACGUUAAAUUAGAACAAACAGGAUCUGCCGAUAAAUAGGAACUCGAGAGCAGCGUUGUGGAAACUUAUUUUUGAUUCUCUUUUUCUUGGAAAUUCACUUAGAAACAAUCAACGCCUCUUUGAUUUUUAGCAAUAGUUUCAUAUUCCACUAAAGUUUGAAACAGUUUUUAGGAAAGUAAUAGAAAGGUGAAGUAGGUUCUGCAGAAUGCAAAUCAGUGGUAAAAAAGUCACAAAUUAGACCAAGAUAUCUCAGAGAAGCAACUCCUGUGGCCAAUGAAGUCAUGAAUCGCAUAAUGUCUCACUAGCAUUCGCGAAGCAACUUAAUUAGGUACUUUAAAUGAGCAAAUCAACCUUAAAUUGAAAGAAAUGGCAAAAGUGUUUGCAUACAGCUACUGAUCUUCCGAUUUUUGAUCUGGCUUCCCAAAUCAACAAACAUGGAUGUGAUCUGUGGCUCUACCUGCACAUCUACUUCAAACGCUGCACCUGCGAAAGUCGAGGCUACAGUGAUUCAAUUUUAUCUGAAUGAAAAGGUCACCCGUACAAUUGUGCCACGUUCAAUCUCUGGGGAAAGACUUGACAGCAAGCUGCCCAAAACAGAGUAUCAUACUUUACAAAAUAGUGAAUCUAAACAAGGAGUAAUACGAUUUGAAAGUUUUACUGCAAAAUUCUGCAAAGAGUUAGCAAAGGAAAACGUCGGGUAGACAGAAUUUCUUUGUUUUUGUUCUUCAACAAGACGGUUAAACUGAGAGAGACUUCACGCAUGAAGGAACAAGCAACUCUUCCGUGACUUAACCAACGAUGUUCUGUUGUGCUCCGCCGAGUGUUCGAAAAUUUUUCUGGCUGCAUCAUGAUCAUGAGGGAUACCAAAAACUUGGAGACCAAACGCAACUCUGCAUAGUCUACGACUACGAUCUAUUUCGCAAAAGUAAAACGUAUCUACCGAAACUGCGGGAACACAAAAUACAAGAAGAGCCAAAUUUCGUUAUUGACGAUCCUUCGAGCAUAUUCUUUGAUCCUGAUGAAAAAGCAGGAUUUGUCUACGGUUCACACGGAGAUAGUGAUGAUGACCUCGAACUGGAAGAAACAAACGAGGCUGAGAGGAUUGACGCUAUUAUACAGCAAAGCGGUAACAUUAGCCACGAUACCUCACUGGAACUUGACGAUAGCCUCGAUCACAUUCCUCAAACAUCAACGUCUUCUGCUAUGAAAGAUGCCUCGUUUGAUCAAGAAUACGGUGUACAGUCAAGACGGGAGUCAUCGGAGCCAGAACUGGCUUAUUCUUGUGAUGAGGCAGAUUAUCAUCGUUACGGAAAUAAUACACCAGUCAAUUUAAUGCUCUCUUCUGACAAAAGUAACCUGAAUACAGAACUAGGUAGUAUGAGGUUGUAUGAAGAUUCAGGUUAUGGAUCUGGAGGGCAACGUCAGAGGAAAGACUACAACUCGGACGCAGAAAGUACAAAUAAAUAUCAAGAUUCUGGAAUAUAUGAAGACGAUGUUUUCUUAGAUUCACCAAAACAUAAUUCGGGAAAUAAGACAGAAAGCGAGAGUUUUAUACACGACGUUGAAUUUGAAAUGGACGAUUUUCUUCCUGAACACUCCGAGCGCAACACUGCAUUCAAAACACCCAGCAGCUCACCUCUCAAAUUAGAACCAACAGUUCCCUUGUCGAGAAUAAACGGAAGACAACAAAAACCUAAAGGGCGUCUAAGUCGCUUUCUGCAACAAGAACGAGAGGAUGUUCCAAUACUCUCAGGCUGUGACGGCUAUUACAACUGUGACAAAGGAAGAGACACGAAUCAAUCUACAUUUUUCAAUGAUCGAACAACAAAACCGGUUGUGCGCAGAUCCUCUGGAAAAUACAGUCAUGUGCAAGCAAAGGUUCAAACAAGGCGGACAUCUUCUAUAUCGCCACGGAGACCUUCAUCACCAUCGGGAAGGUCAUCGUCCCAGGGAAAGAGGACCACUACCAGUUCAACAAACGGGCGAUCAAAAUCGACGGAACCCAGUUACAAACCGAUGUACUUUGGUCGUCCAAAGAUUGAGAAUAUAAAGACAGAGUUUCGGAAAACUGCCAAACCAAAAGUCGGCUCUAUGGAGAACGUUGGUCAUACCCCAGGAGGAGGGCAGUCUAAAGUGUUCCAGCAAAAGUUGAGCUUCCGUAAAAAUGCCGAGUCAAAAACAGACACACACGGUGUUGAAAUGUACAGUCACUUGCCUAAAGAAUUCCAAGAAAUAGCGCGAAGACUUUCCCGCCAAGAUCAUCAUUUGAAGGCGAAUGGCAAACAAGGUCCGCGUGGUCGAACGAGCAGCAGAAGUAGCUCCGCGGUAGGAUCCAGUAGAACAUCGAGUGUCAGUCCAACAAGGGGGCGUAGCAAAGUCAGAAACCGACCUCCAACACCAAGUCUUCCUUUACAGAAGACUACUCUUCGGCCAACCAGCCCGAGUCGACAGACAACCCUGAGUCGAUCACCAAGCAUUCGAUCAAUCCCCACAACCCCAGUUUUGCACUACAAACAUCCAGCAACUUCAUCAAUACUGUAUGACAAAAAAUGCAGAUCACGGAAUGGUUCACCUUGCUCUUCCAGAGCUCAAAGUCCUACAAACUUGCGAUCAAAUUGCAGUUCACGUGCCAGUAGCCCUACUGGUACCAGAUCGAGGUCAAAAUCAAGGUCACGACCUGGAACGCCGAAAAAUGGCGAAUCGCAGCCGACCACGCCCAUCCGACAAUUGUAUCAGUUCACACAGGCGAAUACAUUUAUUCCUGGAUCUCCAAAGUCUGCAGGACCCCAACCAGUGUUUCACUUUGUUCCAGUGAGGUGACCUCCAGAUAGCAACACUUUAUUUCAAAUGGAGGAAAUAUCAAGGAUUCAAAGGCGAGUGUAACAUCGUGGAUUAUAGAAACACAGAUCGGUUCUGCACUGCUCUUUUCUUGAAUUCAAGACGUAUAAAAAAGUUAGAAUAAUAGUGAACGUUUCAAGAGACUAAUCACUAUUUUUAGCGAAUACAAAUUUAAAUGGGACCAAAGAAAUAUAUUGUAACUAUAAGCAUAAAAUUUUAAAUGAUGUUUACUUUGGAUUUGUUAGAGAUUUUUUGCGAGCGGUUGAACUUGUAUUUUUACAUAGUAACAUAUAUCAUUGCAAACAGAAGUGUUUGUCACUAGUGAUUUCUAUCACUAUUCCUCGUAUACAGCAUUUCAAGAGAGCAUGAACAUUUCAAAGCAUACAGAGCCACAAGGACAGCGACUUCUCGAAACCGAAACUUCAAAGACAGCAAAAACGUGACUUUGUCAGGUGCUAGGAAACGAGUGAGAGCAGGUGGGGGGGGGGGGGCUGGUUAAAUCCAUUGUCAUAAGAAAUCUCUUAAACAUCUUGAAGAAAA